UUCUAACCCCACUUUUCAAUUCCGUUUCCUCUUCUCUAUUUAACCCAACACAUGAUAAGAGGCGGUAGUGCGUUGUGCUUUGAUUAUACUUGUUCGUUCACUGUUUUUUCAACAAUUAGUCGUUAAUUUAAUAGUCCAUUUAUCCUUUAUACUUGUGUAGUGUGUAUAUUUUCAAUUCUAUUCGAAAUCAACAUGUUUUGGGGUUUGAUAAUGGAGCCUAAAAAGGCGUACUCGCAGACAGUUGAGAAGGCUAUGCACAUUUCCAUGGCUGCCUUAGAUGUGUCAUCUUCUGGCACCGAUGUUGUCCAAGUGAUGGUCGGUUUGAAUGGCAAGAACUACCUGUUGUGCUCAUUGAAAACUCCGGAUUUACUGCAAUGCCCUCUAGAUUUAAAUUUCGAUGUUGGCGAUGAAAUAUGCUUGGCUACCAACGGGAAUUCCCGCGUGCAUUUGACGGGCUACUUGAUCGAAGAUCAACUAUUAGAUGAUAUCGAUGAUGAAGAAGAAGAUGAUGAGGAGGAGAUGGCCGUGGCUCGAACUAAAUCUGAGCGAAAAACGAAGAGAAUUAACAACGACAAGUUAAUGAACGGGCCUCCCGAGAAAAUUAAGAAAUCGAACAAGAAAGCAUCGGUCGUCGAAGCAGAGAGCGAAGAUGAUGAAGAAGAUGAUGAUGACUCGAGUAAUGAUGAUGAUGAUGAGGUAGCGGGAAAUGGGGGAUUCGAUUUGAGGCAACUUUUGGAGAAAUCGAUAGCAAGCGAAGAUGAUGAUGAUGCCGAUUUCAAUACAAGCGAUCUCGAAGAUGAAGAGGGCGCUGAUGAAGGCGAUGAAGAUGAUGAGGACGAAGACGAGGAUGAGGAUAUGGAGGAAGAAGAGAGCGAAGAUGAUGCAGAGGAAGAAGCCAGCUCGAGCGAGGAUAACACUGAAGUGAAAACAAACGGCACGCCCUUAACUAAGGCAAAGGGGAAGAAAAACGAGAGUAAAACUUCGCUGGAGAAACAAUCGCCCAACAAGAAAGAAUCGAAAAAAAUUCUAAACAACGGGCUGGUAAUUGAAGAUAUCAAAGCAGGCCAAGGAAAUCCGGCUAAGCCUGGAAGAAUCGUAACUGUGUACUACGAGGGUAGAUUGAAGAAUAACAACAAAGUCUUCGAUGCGACUAAACAGGGCAAAGGAUUCAGUUUUAAAUUAGGCAGCGGGGAGGUCAUCAAAGGUUGGGACGUCGGUCUAGUAGGCAUGAAGAUUGGAGGUAAACGCAGGAUCACCUGCCCUCCUAAUAUGGCGUAUGGCGCAAAAGGCUCUCCUCCCGCCAUUCCAGCUAAUGCUACUCUGGUGUUCGAAGUGGAAUUGAAAAAAAUGCGUUAAUUAUCGAUUACUAUAUUUACUAUUACUACUAUUACUUCUGUUUGAUUUGUUUUCCUACUUUGUAAUAAAAUUAUUUUCUUAAUUUUC
This is a messenger RNA of Phyllotreta striolata, 1443 nucleotides long. The record is from the annotation of a GenBank genome assembly. Lineage: Eukaryota; Metazoa; Arthropoda; Insecta; Coleoptera; Chrysomelidae.